This is a messenger RNA of Cannabis sativa, 1674 nucleotides long. Its product is annotated as caffeoylshikimate esterase. Lineage: Eukaryota; Viridiplantae; Streptophyta; Magnoliopsida; Rosales; Cannabaceae. Gene Ontology annotation, molecular function: lipase activity. The transcript has a single exon. The record is from RefSeq and is a predicted model, not a curated record. Bases 361 to 1326 code for a protein of 321 amino acids. Gene Ontology annotation, cellular component: membrane.
GCAAUGUUUUGUUGACCAUUAUUAUUAGUCACCUAUGCCGCCUAGCAAUUUCUUGUUGUCUUUUAAUUGGCUAGCGAUAUGAAACUCGAUACUUAGAUACUUAAUUCCAUUAAUAAGUAUUUUAGCAUUUCCCUUUUUGUUUUUGGAUAAUAGAAGUUUCAAUUAGAGGGUUGGUCUGCCUGUGCCAACCAACUCUACCGAAUUCAAUCAAUGCAUGCAGGGAUUGCACAGAUUGAAAAUGCGACGUGGCUCAUAAUUAACGACAACGACACGCAUUUAAUUCACCCCAACGGCCCUCUUUACUAAGCUCUUCACUUUCAUCCGAAAUAAACAAUCACAAUCCCCUAGAAAUCAUCGAAGAUGUCGCACCCCAUAUCAGAGGCCAACGACACCAGCCCUUUUGGCUCAUCCACGCCUGAAGACUUCUACGCUCACCACUCCGUGGCCCACGAUUCACACUACAUUACCAACUCUCGUGGCCUCAAGCUCUUCACACAGUGGUGGACCCCACUCCCCCCUACACCCAUCACUGGAGUUCUCGCUGUCGUCCAUGGCUUCACCGGCGAGUCCAGCUGGUUCGUUCAGCUCACUUCCAUAUUCUUCGCCAAGGCUGGCUUUGCCGUUUGUGCCAUCGAUCACCAGGGCCACGGAUUCUCUGAUGGUCUCAUCGCUCACAUUCCAGACAUCAACCCCGUAGUCGACGAUUGCAUCGACUUCUUCGACGAGUUCCGAUCCCGCCACUCCCCUUCACUUCCGGCUUUCCUCUACGCCGAGUCACUCGGCGGCGCCAUCGCUCUUCUCAUUUCUCUCCGUCGUCCAGGAUCCUGGGACGGGGUCAUACUUAACGGCGCCAUGUGCGGUAUAAGCGCCAAGUUCAAACCGCCGUGGCCGUUAGAGCACCUGCUCUUCCUCGUCGCCGCCGUCAUCCCAACGUGGCGUAUUGUUCCCACGCGCGGGUCGAUUCCGGACGUGUCUUUCAAGGAGGAGUGGAAGCGGCGGCUGGCUCUUGCGAGUCCGCGGCGACCUACGGCGAGGCCGAGGGCAGCGACGGCGCUGGAGCUUCUUAGGGUUUGCAGGGAGCUACAGGGGAGGUUCGAGGAGGUGGAGGUGCCGUUGCUGAUCGUCCACGGCGGAGAAGACGUGGUUUGCGAUCCGGCGUGCGUGGAGGAACUGUAUCGACGCGCCGCCAGCAAGGAUAAGACGAUUCGGAUUCACCCAGGGAUGUGGCACCAGCUUGUUGGGGAGCCCAAGGAGAGUGUUGAUAUGGUGUUCGGUGAAAUGGUUGACUGGCUACGAACCCGUGCCCAACUCGCACGUGUGAGUUGACGUGGUUGCCACGCACGCGCCGCCGCUGGGUGUGGUCUUGAAGGUUAAACACCACAUCUCAAUUGACUCUCUAAUUUUGAAGAAAUCUGGGAUUUGGUGUAAUAAUUUAAUACAAUGAAUAUUCCACUCAUUAUAAAGUAGUGUUAGUUUUUUUAAAAAAUUAAAAAUAAAAAAAUCAUUAAAUAAGACUUUACGCUUAUCUUAUAAUCUUCCAGUAUAAUUUAGUACUAUUUAAUUUGUGUAAAUUAUAUGAAAAUGAAAUAUAAUUAGAGCAACUAAUUUCAUGUCCAAGUCUACAUUGACUAUAUCAACCAAAUUAAUAGGAAAAUGGUACAUCUAUUCCUUAAA